Molecule: messenger RNA, 789 nt
Organism: Laetiporus sulphureus 93-53
Lineage: Eukaryota; Fungi; Basidiomycota; Agaricomycetes; Polyporales; Laetiporaceae
Exons: 3
Coding region: 122-646 (174 amino acids)
Source: RefSeq, a predicted model, not a curated record
GAGCUCAGGAUAACGUAGAGGCAACGCCGAGCGCCAAUCGUGAGAGGUUCAUAAGCGAGCUCGGAGAAGGCGAUUCCAGACCCGUGGCCGUGGGUUGAGCGUCCACCGUUGAAUUGCGCGAAUGAUCAGUACGUCUUCCAGAUCUUCAAAGCCGUCAUCGGAAAAGUUAGGAGAUCGCUACAUGGGAUGGGAGAAUCCGAGAUGUGCGUUCGCCGCUUUGGCGAGAUGGGCAUCGGAGGAAGGAGGGGGCAAAUCACGCGGGAUGAGAGAAGUGCUCAUUUUUUUCGUGGUGGUUACAGACAGAGGGCACUGCGGAAUGCCACAGAUGGCGCAUUGGGAUAGCCGAUAUCAGGGUGUGCCGAAGAGAAAGAGAGUAUACGAGUAUCUUCUUCCAGCUGCCUUCGGACUCGCUAAUGGCGGGUUAUUCUCGUUCGUCACUACGGAGACAAGCGACCCAUCAUCUCACACGUCGUCUUUUUCUGGUUUCUACACCGCGUUGCAGCUUGGUUCCGCAUCGGUCGGCCUUUGCAAAGUGCGCGUACCGAAGAAGAAAAGGGAGCUUGAGAUACCCGGGAAGCAAGAUAGACGUCAGAGUAUUCGUCAUGUCUUGCUCGCCUUGUGCGACGGCGGAGGGCCACUUGAGUAACUUGUACGCGAGUUGAUAGAUGCCUGUGAACAAGGUAUAAAAAGCAGAGCAAGACUGUGUGUGGGCGCGACGCGAAAGGGAUCACGUGCGACUGGUGCGGUGUGUGGAGGACUGUUCUGGCGUGGCCUGGUUUAUGAUGGUCG